AUGCUCGCCGCCGCCCUCCGCUCUCCCCGCAACGUCGCCACCGUCGCCCGCGCCAGCGCACGUGCCUCGCGCGCCGCGCUCUCGACGUCGGCCAUCCGCCGCGAGGGCCAUGUCUACGCCCCCACCACCUUCGGCCCGGGAGCGAAGGCCGGCGAAAUCCCCACCGACCAGGCUCAGUCCACCGGUCUCGAGCGUAUUCAGACCUACGGAAACCUCCAGGGUGUCUCUGUCUUCGACUUGGAGCCGCUCGACGCCAGCCGUGUCGGUACCUUGAAGGACCCGAUCAUGGUUUUCUCUACUUUCCCUGAGCGCAUCAUCGGCUGCACUGGCUGCCCCGCCGAGUCACAUGAGACUCUUUGGUUCAAGGUUACGACUGAGGAGACCAAGCGCUGCCCUGAGUGUGGUUCCGCUUACGCGCUCGACUACGACCACUCCAUCAACGAGACCAUCAAGGUCGAGUCGACCGACCCCUUGCCGGAGGAGCACCACGGCCAUGCCCACUAA
Peniophora sp. CBMAI 1063 is the source of this 504-nucleotide messenger RNA. NCBI's taxonomy places the organism in Eukaryota, Fungi, Basidiomycota, Agaricomycetes, Russulales, Peniophoraceae. The record is from the annotation of a GenBank genome assembly.